Molecule: messenger RNA, 1043 nt
Organism: Cladocopium goreaui
Lineage: Eukaryota; Dinophyceae; Suessiales; Symbiodiniaceae
Source: the annotation of a GenBank genome assembly
GCUUGCCAAUCCUUCCUGCCUUCCCUUGCUUGGUCCAUGGUUCUCCUGGGUGUCUUCAUGUCCAUGGGUGCCCUGAUCAUGGGGAACCUGCUGCAAGUGUUUUAUUUGGAGGCCUCCUAUCCUCAAGAAGACCGAGAGUUGAUCUGGAAUUAUUAUGGCACCGCGUAUCGGUCUUUCUGGACCCUCUACGAAAUCACAUUUGCAGGAAAUUGGCCAACAAGGGCGCGGCCAGUCAUGGAAAAGGUGAGUCAACUAUUUGUCGUUUUUUUCUUUUGCUACGUGACCGUCAUUGUUUUUGCUGUGCUGCGUGUCAUUUCGGCCGUCUUCCUGAAGGAUACACUGGAUGCCGCACAUAACGAUGAGGAGAACAUGAUGGCCAUUAGCCAACACCAAAAGAAGGAGUACAUUGAGAGGUUGGAGAAAGUGUUCCGCACUUUGGAUGAGUUUGGAGAUGGGAUGAUCACCCAACCACGCCUGGAGCAAUUGCUGGCGGAGCCCAAGGUGCAAGCCUAUUUCAAGACGCUGGACGUGGAUGUGACCGAAACUUCGGCCCUCUUCCAUCUUCUGGAUGACGGUGAUGGAGAGGUCACUCUGGAUGAGUUCAUAGACGGCAUACUCCGAUGCAAAGGUCCUGCACGGGCCAUUGACCAGGUUGCGAUGCAUUCUGACAUCAAGCAACUCGAUAAGAAACUCAGCAAGGUCAUGAAGGCAAUGCGUGCCACGUCAAAACCCCAGAAGAAAGCCCACCUGGAGGAGGAGAACAUGACGUGUGCCCACAGCCAUGCAGAGCAUCUCAAGGUCUUUCGAAUGGGUCUACUGGAAGGCGAUCAUAGUUUUUUUGAACGCCAAAAGUCUCCCGUGUGAGGUUUUAAUUUGGAACACACCGAAGAAUGUUGAGUCGAAUUGCUGAUGAGGCCUUGCCGGGUGCACUCCGCGAAUCCAUUUGUGUCGGUUGGCGGACGAGCUUUGCAACCAAAUCCCGCUACUGAACGCAUGCCGAUUCUUUCAAGGGACCAGGGGGAGACUUAGCCAACUAAAGUUGG